GAAGCGACGAUGACAGCAGCGCGGAGCUCGAGCGAACGCGGCGGAAGAGGAGGAGGAGGAGGAGUAGACGGUGAUGGAGAGGGGAGCGCGAGAGCGUCCCAGGAGAAGGCUGGCGCCGCGCACAUCAACCUGGGCGUGCUGGAGUCGGUCGCCACCGUGGGUACAGGCACUUUUGGUCGCGUCGUGCUGGUCCAAGAUCGCAAAACCAAGGGCUAUUUUGCGUUAAAGUCCAUGAAAAUCGUGGAUUUAAUCCGACUGAAACAGCAGCAGCACGUUCACAACGAAAAAGAAGUCCUCAUGGAGGUCAAUUACCCUUUCAUCGUCAAACUGUUUUGGACAUGGCAUGAUGACCGGUGUCUCUUCAUGCUGAUGGAGUUCGUGCCCGGAGGCGAGCUCUUCAGUUACCUGCGCAGUCGCGGAAAGUUCAGUAACGACGCGGGCCUGUUCUUCGCUGCCGAAAUUGUUUGCGCACUGGAGUAUCUUCACUCGAAAGACAUCGUCUACAGAGACCUGAAACCGGAGAACAUCCUUCUGGACCGCGAAGGCCACAUCAAACUCACCGACUUCGGAUUUGCCAAGAAGGUCGCAGACAGGACGUGUACGUUAUGUGGAACUCCUGAGUAUCUGGCGCCUGAGAUUAUCCAGGGUAAAGGUCAUGGUCUGGCGGUGGACUGGUGGGCCCUGGGUGUGCUAAUUUUUGAAAUGCUGUCUGGGUACCCGCCAUUUUUUGACGACAAUCCCUUUGGUAUUUACCAGAAGGUUCUGUCUGCCAAGCUGAACAUCCCUCGCCAGCUGGACUUCUACGUAAAAGACCUCAUCAAGAAGCUGCUUGUGGUGGAUAAAACACAGAGACUUGGGAGUUUGAGAGGUGGAGCCGAGGACGUGAAGAGCCACAAAUGGUUUCGGUCUGUGGACUGGGACGUCGUUCCUCAGAGAAAACUAAAGUUAGCCGAUCAUCAUUCCGGAAGUCGCGCACGAGGGCGAUCCGUCCAAUUUCGAAGCUUAUCCUGAAGAAAAGCGCAAAAAAGAACCUGCCGUUUCCCCACGGGACUUGGAACUUUUUAAGAACUUUUGAAUACGAACGCAAAUAUUGAUACUUCUUUACGUGUCUUUUGCAUCUUUUCACUAGGGGCAUGUGCCGAUAAUCGAUGAUACGAUACGUCUCGCAGUGUUGAACGUGAGCACACUAUUGUUACUCAUGGAGUCAGCGUGCGUUUCUGGAAUACACGCUGGUUUUGAUGGCGUUAGCGCUCCUGAGAUAAAGCUAGCUAGUGACUUUCACACAGUUUACCGGGUUAAAUGUUGGACAACGAAAAGGAACUACGUAGCAACUUUUCAACAAGUACAUUAUAAUGAACUAUGGCAAAAAUGACGGUGAGAUAUCGGCACGUGUCUGUCUCCACUCGGUCUUGUUCUACUGUGUCAUGUGUAGACGUGUAAAGUAGCUAUAAUCUAUGCACUUUGUUAGAUGUUUUGUUUGUUAUGCAAAUGCACAUAACCUUUAUUGCAAGUUAUUCCAAACAUACCUGCCUAUUCUCUGGGAAUGAUUAUGCAACUUAUGUGUAUGAUCUAUGCAGAUCCAUUUGUUUAACUCCAUACGGUUUGACCUGUCUCGACGUGAUCGUGUCUCAAGCUGUAAUUGUAUGCGUAUGAUGCUAAUGGAACUAACGUUAUAGCUACUCUAGGUUUGUUUGAUGUUAUGAGAUGCUUGAUUAUGUAAUAAAUAACUUUUUCAAAAGAUGUUUUGCUUGUGAUGAGUUGUUGAGCAGUGAAAUGUCAAGUGCAAAAAAAAUCAAUGAAAGUCCAAAGCGAAACAUGUGAAUGUAUUAGCAGUGAAAGAGCUGUGAUUGCUAUUUUAGGGUUAGUUUUGGGCGCUUACGUAAGGAAUGAAACACGUAGGGGCACGCUGUCUUAGGAAAACACCUUGCUCAGCUUGCUCAUUUGCGCCCCCUAUAGGCCAAGAAUGUAACCAAGAAAGCAUAUCGCAGUCGUACAUUGUACUUCAUACUUGUUCAGCUUCAUAAGCAGUGUAUUGGGUUCGCUAGCAAAUGACGUGUUGGAUGUGAAUCCAAAUCCCAGCACCGCCGAGCUGCCGCAACCCCUAACCCUCAUCUGCUCUGUGCUUGAUGAAUGACGUAAGAGGGGCAGCAACGACACUGAUAUUACACUUUACCCUUCAUAGUGUUGAUGCCACAGUAUUCUAUACAUGGAUAAAGGUCACCACUUUUUUUCUGAAAAA
This is a messenger RNA of Ictalurus furcatus (blue catfish), 2239 nucleotides long. RefSeq names its product cAMP-dependent protein kinase catalytic subunit PRKX-like. The record is from RefSeq and is a predicted model, not a curated record. NCBI's taxonomy places the organism in Eukaryota, Metazoa, Chordata, Actinopteri, Siluriformes, Ictaluridae. Bases 10 to 1011 code for a protein of 333 amino acids. Gene Ontology annotation, biological process: protein phosphorylation. The transcript is spliced from 8 exons. Gene Ontology annotation, molecular function: protein serine/threonine kinase activity; ATP binding.